Messenger RNA from Fomitiporia mediterranea MF3/22, 1014 nucleotides. RefSeq lists its product as uncharacterized. Gene Ontology annotation, biological process: chromatin remodeling. Bases 136 to 654 code for a protein of 172 amino acids. The record is from RefSeq and is a predicted model, not a curated record. Lineage: Eukaryota; Fungi; Basidiomycota; Agaricomycetes; Hymenochaetales; Hymenochaetaceae. The transcript has 5 exons. Gene Ontology annotation, cellular component: Swr1 complex. Gene Ontology annotation, molecular function: nucleosome binding.
AGGCUCAGCCGAGGCUCUACAUAACUUUGGGAAUCUUAAUCUUAUAAACUAAACUCUCGUUCUCUGUGCUUUAAUAGUACCUCUUCGGUCACAUCCGUCCAUUCUUUCUGUGAGUUUUUGGACCUUGAUCGUGAUAUGGCGCCGUCGGAACGAAAACAACCUGCUCGCCGAAAGUCCCAAGGUGGUACAACUUACAAUGCCCUGUCACCAGAGCUACUUCAGAAGAGGACGAAGAGACAUCUCGAGGAACUCGAGAGAACCAACUAUACCGAACCAACAGCCUCACUCGCCGGUAUCGGUCUCGGCGAAAGUGCAGCAAGUGCCCGGGGCCGUGCGCGCGAAACCAUCUCCGACAAACGCAUCAUCGACGGUGGAGCGCGCAAGAAGGCUCAAUCAAAGAACGUACGUGAUGCACUUGUGUAUAGGAAGAACUUGGCGACUUUGAUUGAAGAAUCUGGAAUUGCUAAACUUCCGCCUAACGUACCAACGUACCUCACAGCAGCGGCACCGCCACCUACUGAGCCACCCCGGUUGCUAUGUACCGUCUGUGGAUAUUGGGGGCGAUAUAAAUGUCAAAGAUGCUCCAUGGCCUAUUGUGAUAAGAACUGCGAAGAAACUCAUAACGACACAUUAUGCGAAAGGCGCCUUUAUUGAUAAUACCCAAGUAAAACCGGGCAGAGACAGGAAUGCGUCGACGCGCUGAGCCGUGUCAGGUAACCAGAGUGCCUACAAACAAUUAGUCUUUUAGUACUCUAAACGAAGGAGAUUUAUCAAUGCAACGUAUCAAUUCCGCUCCCGCCGCCGCCAUCAUUCCAAGUCUAGGAUUAAACCGCACACAUCGCGCAAGACCAGGACUCCCUUCCAAUAUCGUCAUUGGUUGUAGCACCAGCGGACUCCUAUCGAGGUCUGUAGGCUUAUUCGCUCGUGCAGGGAGGUUCCGGACAUCCCAUAUGCCAAUAUUGCCAUCAAGACUUCCACUUACCACGAACUUGCAAUCAGCAGCCCAGACUUCUC